Fimicolochytrium jonesii is the source of this 1278-nucleotide messenger RNA. RefSeq lists its product as uncharacterized. The transcript is spliced from 3 exons. Bases 107 to 895 code for a protein of 262 amino acids. NCBI's taxonomy places the organism in Eukaryota, Fungi, Chytridiomycota, Chytridiomycetes, Spizellomycetales, Powellomycetaceae. The record is from RefSeq and is a predicted model, not a curated record.
UGGGGGCUCAACUGCGAGAGCGAGGCUUUCCCUUGCGGCUUCAACCACUCCAUAUAUACUGUACUAACCCCCCCCCCCCCUGUCCCCAGAACAACCUCCCCACUCGAUGCCGCCGAAGAAGCAAGCCUACUUCUACGACUCCGGCGGCGAGGAGGACGAAGAGGACGGGAGGAACAACAUCGGGGAGCCGAAGGAGACUGCCGUCGCACCCGCUGCUGUUGUGUUCGACCAGGCACAUACCGACUCUCACUCUCCCAACCAGCACGCAGAGACAACAACAUUACCCCAGGAGGAGGAGCAUAUUCCAGAGGCGCCGGCAGUGAAGAAAACCCACCCCUUCUCAACGCGCAACGUCCGCUACAUCCUCCUCCCACCGCACACCCUGCUCCCUCUGCACCUCUACAUCCGCGCCCGCCACCUCCCCUGGUUCGACGACGCCAUCUUCCACGAACUCCUCGCAGCACUCACGCGCGUCCUCCCCAAAAAACUGGCCGUCGAAGCCCUGGCCAGGAAAGAACGCGAGCAAGGCCUGGCGGACGUGUAUCGAUCCCCUGGGGUGUUCCAGAUGGCUUAUUGCUUAAGGGCGGGGGAGGUGCGAUAUUCGGUCCUGAGUAAGGACGCAGCAUCGACGCAAUAUACAUCCUACCGCCUGCACGAGCAGACGCUGACGGUGAUUGUGGAGCCGCAUGACGUGAAUGAGGUGGAUGCGGGGCCGCCGGACUUUUUGGGAUUUGAUUAUCGGAGUAAUAUGCGGAUUAGUGAUUUUUUUGGGCCGCUUAAGGCGAGGGGUGGUGGUGGUAGGGGUAGUGGUGGCGGUGGUGGGGUUGGAGAAGGAUCAGGAGGAGGGGGAAAUGUGGAGGAGGUUACAGAGGUUACAAGCGGGUAUUUCAAGUAAGGGUAGGGAUGGAAAUAAGGCAGUAUCAUGAGCUAGGGCCGCGGAGUCAGAGUGUUCUAACGCAUAAGGAAUCACUGAGGCUAUAAGACCAGGCGCAUGUAGCAGUACGUAGCGUUUCUGUGAGUGGCCUGUAUCAUGUACCAUGUACAUACUAGACAUAUGGUUGGAUUUUUUAUUCUUAUUUUUAGGGUAAGCGUCUUGUUUUGUUUUAGGUUGUAUAGAUUUUCGCUUAGCGGGAUUACUUGGUGUAGUGGCGUGUAGGCGGUUUGGCUCUAGCCUCGUAGGUCGAAUGGGUUUUUGCGUAGGUGGUCUUUCUCUAGAGUAGGACGCACAGUAGGGUGGUCUAUGGCGAAGGAUGCGAAUGCCUUGUUGAUGGCGAGGGA